AUGAAUAGCGAUGAAAUAAUAUCUGUUGUUGCCGACAUUGGUAACCUCUACACCAGAGCAGGAUUUACAGGAGAUGACUUCCCCAGAUGGAGUACUUUCUCUAAAUGCACUGAGACUAUGCAAUUCGGAGAUGAAGCAUUGGGGUAUGGGAAUGGAUAGGUAUUGGACAUAUUACAACCAUUCAACCCAGAUUUAUAUGAGAAUCUAUUGAAGAAGAUGUUUGAGAAGCUUGGGAAUUUGUUGUUAGCCAAUAAUUUCCAGACUAAACAUGAUUUAUAAAAAGUGGUCGAAAUAUUAUUUGAGAGUGUGGAAAUCCCUAAUUUCUUCACCAUUAGGAAUGCAGCCUUGUCAACAUUUUCAGCGGGUCGUUCCACCGCAUUGAUUUUGGAUAUUGGUGCUUAUUCAACAACUGCAUCUGCUGUUCAUGAUGGUUAUACAUUAUUAAAAACCCAAAUUUAAGCGCCAAUUGGAGGAGAAAUACUAAAUGACCCAUUUAGACAAUUUGUGGUCGGAGAAUAUAAUCAAUUCAAAAAAACAUGUUUAGCCAGAGACAUUAAAUAAGGCUUAUUAACAUACGAGCAAAUCGAUUCAACAUAGCAAUACGAAUUGCCUGAUGGAAAAUUCGUGUCCAUGUAACAAGCACAGCUUUCUGAGAUUGCAGACAAAUUAUUCAACAGCAAUGACAACUUCAAAGGCAUCCAACAUAUGUUAUUGGACAUUAUCAACAACUCUGUCAAUGAUAUCAAACAACAAUUGUGUUCCACUGUGAUUUCCACUGGAGGAUCAUCUAAUAUCCCUGGCUUCUUGAACAAAUUGUAAACCACCUUAUCUGCUUUGGCUCCACCAAUGUGCAAAGUUAAAUUAGUAAUGUAUCCCUCUAAUCAAAAUCGCUAUCAUUCAGUAUUUAUUGGAGGCUCCAUUUUGGCUUCACUUAGUUCUUUUUAGUCUCUUUGGGUGGCAAAGAAUGAAUACCAGGAAUCUGGCAGGUUCAGUAUUAUAGAAAGGAAAUGUCCAAAUUGAUUAAUUAUCAUUAAUCUAGAAUUUUAUCGUCAUUUAUAUAU
Molecule: messenger RNA, 1061 nt
Organism: Paramecium tetraurelia
Lineage: Eukaryota; Ciliophora; Oligohymenophorea; Peniculida; Parameciidae
Exons: 3
Biological process (GO): regulation of transcription by RNA polymerase II
Cellular component (GO): NuA4 histone acetyltransferase complex; SWI/SNF complex
Molecular function (GO): chromatin binding
Source: RefSeq, a predicted model, not a curated record